UCAGAUGAGUUUCAUUCGCACGAUAAAAAGCCUAGACUCGAUGGAAAUGAAAUACUGAGACCCAGCAUUUCUUCUGGUAAAAAAUAUGAAAAGAAGGCAGACGAUGGAGUAAAUAAAGAGGAUAAAAAAGGACCGAUUUCCUUGGAACAGUUAAUUGCUCUUAGAAAAGCUGAAGAGGCAGAGUUAAAUAAACCUAAAUUUAUCCCCAAGGCACAGCGUGCUAUUGAGGCAAUGAAGCGGCGAGAAGAAGAAGUACGAAUGCAGAGAGAGAAAAUGAACGAAGGCCUCAAGAAGCAAAUAGAAUAUUUGAACAAGUUGAACGGUAUUAAUGUUCUUAUGGAUAAAUAUAGGGAUAAAACGAGAAAAUUGGACAAAUCUGGGGAUAAACAAGGGUUAAAUGUUGAUCGAGAUAAACAACGUGAGGAAGAAGCUGUUAAAGAGCGUUAUUUGGGUCAAAAAAUCUUAACUAAGCGCCGUCAACGCCGUUUGAAUGAAAGGAAAUUUGUAUUUGAAUGGGACGCUUCCGAAGACACCAGCCAAGAUUACAACCCGCUUUACAAAGACAAGCAUCAGGUCCAAUUUUUUGGUCGUGGGCAUCUUGGUGGUAUCGAUAUCAAGGUGAAAAUAUCAUUAUUUUUGCUUAAAAUCGUAUAUGCUAUUUUCUACAAUUUUAUCCAAAUAUCGCUACUAAUUGCAACUAAUACCUAG
Protopolystoma xenopodis is the source of this 708-nucleotide messenger RNA. The record is from the annotation of a GenBank genome assembly. NCBI's taxonomy places the organism in Eukaryota, Metazoa, Platyhelminthes, Monogenea, Polystomatidea, Polystomatidae.